This is a messenger RNA of Botrytis cinerea B05.10, 3053 nucleotides long. RefSeq lists its product as hypothetical. The transcript has 2 exons. NCBI's taxonomy places the organism in Eukaryota, Fungi, Ascomycota, Leotiomycetes, Helotiales, Sclerotiniaceae. The coding region runs from base 1217 to 2557 and encodes 446 amino acids. The record is from RefSeq and is a predicted model, not a curated record.
GGAGUAAUAAGCGUAUAGGAUCCCGCUAAGAGUCUCAAGAGUUCUUAACUGACCUACUUAUCCUGUAUACGAAAUAACCUGAAACACACCCACCUAAGAAACCUCGAUUGCCUCGAUUGCCUCGAAAGCCUGGAAAAAGCCUCGAUUGCAACGAAUUUUCAUAAAACCUCACCGCCACCCAUAAAGACCGAUUCUGACCUUUCUCAAACUGCUGCGACUGCGACCUCUCGUUUCUUUAUGAAGGCGAACCCCUCUCUGGUCGGAUCUGUUAUUACUUCUUCUUCUCCUUCUUCUCCUUCUUCUCCUUCUUCUCCUUCUUCUCCUUCUUCUCUCCUUCCUUUUUACGACAUCAGCAUACUUGCACGAGCACCGUGUGGUUUUGGCUAUUGAUUUAUUUAUAACAACUACCCACGUCCUUGCUCCAUCUCACCAGUAUAGCUAGCUAUCAGUCACCACUAUCGUCUGAUAAGCCUUCCCUCCCAUUCCUAUCCUCAACUACCACACGAGAAGUGCCAGCCAGUAUCUAUCGUCUUCGCAACAACACGCACACCAUAUCAGUCUCGUACCGUCUGUUGCAAGUUGAUCGAUUCGAAAACGAAACGAAGCCUAAGCAUCAAAUCCUGUCCUUCUAUUUGAACGCAUAACUGUUAUCAAAGCCACCGCACGGAAAGUACUAGGUCUACCUGGAAAAUACGCACUGCCUUCAUUCACCACUUACUACAUACUUGGUAAAAGGUCAAAACUCGAGUCAAACCACCAUUCGACUCAACACUCCCUCCUUAUUCUUUAUCCUGUAGUUUGUCGACUGCAUACCUUUGUACCUCGCAGAGAAGUGUAAUAAUCAAAUUCUACGCUGCAUUUGUGGAAAUACGCCGACCGACGGACGCACGAAUCCGAAUCUUGAAAAGAUACGGAAAGAGGGAGAGUACAAGAAUCGGAAGGGAAAAGGGAAAAGGGAAAGAAAAGCCUUUUACGACUACUGCACCACAUACAUCACUUAAAGAAGUACAGUGUGCACUAAUUCUUGAAUCCUUACUCUGUACAUUGCGAAGAGUACAGAGUCAUUCAAGACUUUUACUUACACGCGGAUUGAUUGGAGACAAGGAAGCGAGAAAGCUCCCUCAUUUUCAAACAUCAGCAAGUUUCACCAUCUCCCACAUUGAACCUUCUUUUUUUUCCUCCUCUUCAAUCAUACAACUUGCAUACCUCAAUCACAAUGAGUACGGCUAUUGCAAUGGCCCCUUCACCGGUACCUCACGACAGAUCAUCAUAUGUUGAUAUCGCUCCUUCAAAACCUUCGAACUCUCCUCCGGCGCAAAGGAUGCCCUCUACGUCAGCCACACCGAGCGUAACAAUGGCGGCACAGCGUACAGGGAGCGGAAGUCCAAAAUCAACUUCAGCAAAACCUUCACCUACUGCAUCUCGCAGUGGUGCACCACCUAAGAUAAUCGUUAAAAAGGAACCAUCCUCACCUGAAAUAACUGCCACUUCGCGUCAUAGACCUCGAAAGCUUGAUCUCACCAAAAACACUUCGAGCGUCAAUCCAGGUACUGGAAGACCAUCAGCCAGUCAAUUGACUGGUAGGGGUGCGGAGAGUGGUGGAUUGGGUAUUCAGGACGUCGGCUUGGCAUGUCUCUCACCAGGUUUCGUCACACAAGAUCCGACGAUGCGAGAACAAUUGCAGCGAAGUUUAUCUGUUCGUGAACAACAGAGACAUAUUAUCGAGUCGCGGUUACAACAAACGGCUAAGCCUGGUGAUGCGCCAAUGGAAAGCGCUAAAGAAAGAGAGUUGAAUGGAUUACCAGCAAAAACCCCAGGUACAUCUAGAAGAAAGGCGCCCCCGGGACUAAGCAUUGUUGCACCAUCCCACGAGCAAUUUGCGAAUGAGAGAGUAAUUCAAUCCGCUCCAAUGCAUCAUAGCUUUCCUGGCAGGCAUCAACCACAACCUCUAACCCGUCACGUCGCAAAUCAACCGUCGAAUCUCUCCAACACAUCUCACAUCCAUCAUGUACCUGCUACCCAAACUGCCAAUAGACUACCACCAAUUUCGGAUGUCUUCGCAGCUGAGAAUCUAGGUGCACACCGUGAAUCGCCACGAGGAAACGCGUACCAAAAUUCGAACUCAAAUUCCAAUUCAUCGCAUUCCAACUCUAGGCCAGGUUUCCCAUCACCAGGACAUACUUCACAACCACCAGCGUCUGCAGGCCAUCAGCGUCCUCGUGAAUACCGUUCUGCUGAGGAUGCACAGGCUGAUCUGGCUGGUGGUCGUGCUGAACUCCUGCCUAAACUCGUACAUUACGGAGGCCACCAACCCCCCACUCCUCCAUCACCUACAAAUGUCAACGCAAGACCUUCGGAGGCUGGUCGAAGCAGUGGUAGAAGAAGACCUAGAGCAGAGUACGAAGAGGGAGCUAGUCCACCACUUGGACAAGGUCCACCAACAUCAAGACGAACUGGACCAUUUGGAGAGGGACGAGAUAGUCCUAUGACUUCACAACAGAAGAAGGAAGAGUUCAUGCGCCUGUGUAAUCGGGCUUGGGAUCUUUUCCAUUCUUAACUGUUUGUUUUCAUGUCUCUCUUUUUCUUCUUUCCUUUCGUCUAUCAAACAAUAAUGCUAUAACCGGAGCUUCACUUUUACUUCUGGGAAAGGCAAUACUCUUUUUGCGUUUUAUGAUGACAGGGCAUGUUGUACGUGCCUGUCGGUAUACUUUCUUGAGCCAUUAUGAUCGACUGAAUGAUUUCUUACUACUGCUUCAUAUGAUUGAUGCGUUGAUUCAUGGUUAUAAUGGACACAAUUAUAUUUAAUUCGCUAGGGUGAAUGGGGGUGGUGUGGAAUGGAGGGGUCUGUGGGUGAACGGAUGGGUGGUUAGGGAAAAGGGAAUGGCAUACAAUGAUUUUCCACGAUUUUUUCGGCAAUCCUUGAAGGUGGACGGGGAAUGGGAAUAGGAACGGAAGGCAAAUAAGGAUAGGAGGAGAUAUUUUCAGAAGAGGAAUGGAUUAUGUUCUAUAUUCAAUGAAAAAGAUCUCUAAUAUUUAAACUUCUUCGCUUCGUA